Messenger RNA from Prorocentrum cordatum, 1122 nucleotides. The record is from the annotation of a GenBank genome assembly. NCBI's taxonomy places the organism in Eukaryota, Dinophyceae, Prorocentrales, Prorocentraceae.
AUGAUGUGGGAGGACAGUUUGUUUGGUGGGGCGUAUGGAAGAUCGUCGGCGUUUGAACGCGUGAAGUACGGCACGAUCAACGUCAUCAACGAUCCCGCAGGAGUGCGGGCGUGCGCCCAGUACGGGAGGAGUUACCUGCUGCUGAGAAGAUGCAGGCUGCGGACGACCUUCUCCGCCCAGGACUCGGCGGGCCUUGAGACCGAAGACCUCGCCACCGACCACUAUGCCCACGUCCUCCUGAGAUUUGGGGACGGCGCGCUACGCGACGUGCUGCACGUGGCCACCCAGCGCGUGCUCGCGGUGCCUUCCGGCGUGCUCGACACCUACCGGGAGGCGCAGGUCCACGGGGAGGUCGCGCUGGCCGAGCACGUCGAGGUCGUCGUGGCCGAUCCCGCCCUCCGGCUGGUCGACAGGGACCGCCUUGCGGCGGAGCAGUUGGCGAGGCAUUGCAGCUCGCAGGUGGUCUGGAUCGAGGGCGACAGUCUGCCGCCGACGCCGCGCGCGGCCGAGAGCGCUGGGCAACCCCUCGCGCCCGCCGCCGCCGCCCCUGGCCCCGCGCCCUCCGGGGCGGCGCCGACGUCGGCCGACGCGCCCGCGGCGGCGCUUGUGGGCGCAGGGGCCUUGGGUGCCGAGAGCGGGGACGAAGGCCAGGCCCCGUCGGAGCUCCUCGCCCUCGUCCUCGGCGCGGCGGGGCCGUCGGCGGAGGCCAACGGCACGUACGUGCUGCGGCCGUCCGCCGCGGACUGCGAGCGUUGCUUCGCAAAGGUCGGCGCCGCGCCCGUUUGCCUCCUCCUCGAGACGUCGGAGGGCUUCGAGCGCUGGCGCAUCGGCGUCUCCGACGGCGCAGGCUGCCUCCUGCGCAGCGCGCCGCUGCCGCAGGGCCACGGCGGCGACCCCUCGGAGGUGGCCGUGUGGUUCUCCGAGGUUCCGAGCGGCGGCUGGGAACGCCAGGAGAGCGCGCGGGUAGUGCUGAGGAGAGUACCGUGCGGCACCGCCGAGCGCAUGUGGGCCAGCGGCUUGCCUGCGGGCUGGGACCUGACACAGGACCCCGGCUCGGGCCGGACGUAUUACUUCGAUUGGGAAACGCGCCGGACCUCCUGGCAGCGGCCGGGCGAGCAGUAG